GGCUGCAUUGCUGUUGUUUCCAGUUGCUUCUAUUUUGUUAUAAUACCACUAACAGUUGACUGUAUAAUAUUUAGUAGCAAGGAAAUUUCACGGAUGGACUUAUUGCACAGGUGGCAACCUAUCAUAGUACCAUGCUUGAAUUCACUGAGCUCCUGAGAAGGACCCAUUCUUUCACAAAUGUUUGUAAAAGCAAUCUGCAUGCCUAGGUGCUUGAUUUUAUACAUCUAUGGCCAUGGAGGUGAUUGGAACACCUGAAACUAAUGAUUUGGAGGGGUAAUUGGAACACCUGAAUCCAAUGAUUUGGAGGGG
Molecule: messenger RNA, 309 nt
Organism: Staurois parvus
Lineage: Eukaryota; Metazoa; Chordata; Amphibia; Anura; Ranidae
Source: the annotation of a GenBank genome assembly